Molecule: messenger RNA, 6562 nt
Organism: Oreochromis aureus
Lineage: Eukaryota; Metazoa; Chordata; Actinopteri; Cichliformes; Cichlidae
Gene: adamts10
Product: ADAM metallopeptidase with thrombospondin type 1 motif, 10
Exons: 26
Coding region: 417-3749 (1110 amino acids)
Biological process (GO): proteolysis; extracellular matrix organization
Cellular component (GO): extracellular matrix
Molecular function (GO): metalloendopeptidase activity
Source: RefSeq, a predicted model, not a curated record
CUCCGCUUGUGGAAGUGGAAGAAGUUGAGUCUCCUCAGUCUCCCGCCGGCACCGCCUCCUCUCCUCUCUUCUCCGCUCGGCUGCUGAGGACAGACUCUCAUCGGAAACUUCUGCACGGGGACACGGGAAGGGAAACGGAGAGGAGUGUGAAGCCACCACUGCUGCUGAGCCCCUUGAGAAACCCGUCUAGGUGUUUUCCACUUCUGUGAGGACUUCUUCAGGGUCCAUCACCUCUUGCUGAUGAAACGCUGAAGACGCUGCUGGCUCUCAGAUCUUUUGCAGCCAUGGCCCAGCAGAGCGCUGAGCUGUCCCUCUGCUAGGCAACGGGGCAUCCGAGAGGGCAGGAGACAUGUUGGAACAGAGGCACGGGGACCACUGCACUGAAUUUUGUUACUAUAGCAACUACUGUAGUAACCAUGGAGAUGCUAUGGAGGACUGGUCUGGUCUGCACUUUCAUUGUCGUCAUGGUUGCCACCCAGGUCGCAGGAGGUCACAAAGAUGAGUUUGCUGAGUCACAAGCUGCUUUCCUAUCCAGUCUAGGCCAGUAUGAGAUCGCCAUCCCAGUACGUGUAGGACCCAGUGGCAAGAUGCUGGACUCAAAAAUGACUGAACACCACCAAAGAAGAAGGCGCAGCACUGAAGACAGGCUUCCUGACUCUCUCUUUUACCAGCUGUCGACAUCCCGGAACAACUUCCUGCUCAACCUGACGCUACAGGGAAGCCUGCUGUCACGGCAGUUCCGGGUGGAGUACUGGAAGAGGGGUCGUUUAGCCUGGAGUCACCCUUACUCUCCUCAUUGCCACUAUGUGGGACACCUCCAAGACCAACCGCAUUCCAGCAAAGUGGCCCUGAGCAACUGUAACGGCCUGCAGGGGGUGAUUGUUGCUGGGGGAGAGGAGUACCUGAUUGAACCCCUUGUCUCACCAGAUAACCAAACCGGGACAGAGAGCGAGGAGAGAGCAGAGGGGCGCCCCCAUGUGGUUUAUAAGCGGUCAUCGCUCCGCCAUCAGUACAAGGGCCAAUCCUGCGGCGUCAUUGACGAGAAGCCGAUGAAGGGCGCGUCGUGGUGGCAGCGGACCCUGAAGACGCCUCCUCAUCACGUUGGCCGUGGCCAGCUGCCUCUGAAGCGCUCGGUCAGCCGGGAGCGCUACGUGGAGACGCUGGUAGUAGCCGAUAAGAUGAUGGUGGGUUAUCACGGCCGCAGGGACAUCGAGCAAUACAUCCUGGCUGUCAUGAAUAUUGUUGCCAAACUGUUCCAGGAUUCUAGCCUGGGGAAUGCAGUCAACAUUGUGGUGACGCGGCUCAUCCUGCUCAUGGAAGACCAGCCCACACUGGAGAUCAACCAUCAUGCGGGGAAGUCUUUAGACAGCUUCUGCAAGUGGCAGAAAACCAUCCAGCACCGCAGCAGCUACGGGAACGCCAUACCUGACAACGGCAUUGCUCAUCACGACACCGCCGUGCUCAUCACCAGGUAUGACAUCUGCAUCCAAAAAAACAAGCCCUGUGAAACUCUAGGCUUGGCUCCAGUAGGAGGGAUGUGUGAGCCAGAGAGGAGCUGCAGCAUCAAUGAGGACAUCGGCCUGGGAACGGCCUUCACUAUCGCCCAUGAGAUUGGACACACGUUUGGGAUGAACCACGACGGCAUGGGGAACGCCUGCGGGCCCCGCAGCCAGGAGACUGCCAAGCUGAUGGCUGACCACAUCACCAUGAAGACAAAUCCGUUCAUCUGGUCCGCCUGCAGCCGGGAUUACAUCACCAGCUUCCUGGACUCAGGUAUGGGCUCCUGCCUGAACAACGUCCCGCCAAAGCAGGAGUUUGUGUACCCCACCACAGCGCCAGGUCAGGCCUACGAUGCAGACGAACAGUGCCGCUUUCAGUACGGCGUCAGGUCUCGACAGUGCAAAUACGCGGAAGUCUGCAGUGAACUUUGGUGCAUGAGUAAGAGCAACCGUUGUAUCACAACCAGCAUUCCCGCUGCAGAGGGAACCAUCUGUCAGACCAACACCAUAGAGAAAGGGUGGUGCUACAAGAGGGUGUGCGUGGCGUACGGGACUCGCCCACAGGGUGUGGAUGGAGGCUGGGGUCUGUGGUCUCCCUGGGAGGAGUGCAGCAGGACAUGUGGAGGUGGCGUUUCCUCUUCUGUCAGACACUGCGACAGCCCCAGGCCAACUAUUGGUGGGAAAUAUUGCCUAGGAGAGAGAAAACGCUUCAGGUCCUGCAAUAUAGAUGACUGCCCUGCAGGCUCUCGGGAUUUCCGAGAGAUUCAGUGUUCCAACUUCGAUAGCAUCCCCUUUCGGGGAAAGUUUUACACCUGGAAGCCUUACAGAGGAGGUGGGGUGAAGCCCUGCUCUCUCAACUGCCUUGCAGAAGGAUACAACUUCUACACCGAGCGCUCUCCCGCUGUGGUGGAUGGGACACCGUGCCGGGACGACUCUCUGGACGUGUGUGUAAAUGGAGAGUGUAAGCACGUCGGUUGCGAUCGUGUCCUCGGCUCAGACGUACGUGAGGACCGCUGCCGGAUCUGCGGUGGCGACGGGAGCAGCUGCACGUCUGUGGAGGGAGUCUUCAACGACUCGCUGCCAGAAGGAGGUUAUGAAGAGGUGGUCAGAAUUCCCAAAGGGUCCGUGUUCAUCCACAUACAGGAGCUCAACAUCUCCCUCAACUACCUUGCGCUGAAGAGUAAAGGCGAUCAGUACUUCAUCAAUGGGAAGCUGAGCAUUGACACGCCACGCAGGUUCAAUAUCGCCGGCACCACGUUCCACUACAGACGGCCCGCCGAUGGACCGGAAAGUCUCGAAGCUCUGGGGCCGACAAAUAUCACCCUCUUCGUCAUGGUGCUGGUGAGGGAAGAAAACCCAGGGAUACACUAUCGUUUCAACCCGCCCCUCAGCAGGGAUCCUCUGAAUGGCUUCACCUGGCACUACACCUCGUGGUCUCGCUGCUCAGCUCUCUGCGCUGGAGGUGUGCAGAUCCAGCAGGUAGUGUGUAAGAAGCAGGCGGAUCAGUCAGCCGUCUACAACCACUUCUGUGACAAGAAGAGCAAACCCAAAGAGAAGAGAAGAUCCUGCAACACUGAGCCGUGCUCCCCAACCUGGUGGACAGGAGAGUGGUCAGAGUGCAGCCGCAGCUGUAACGGCGGCCUGCAGACUCGAGAGGUGUUAUGCAAAAGGAGGAUCUCCACAACGGAGGAGAAGAUCCUGGACGACUCAGCCUGCACCCCCCCUCGCCCUUCAUUCACCGAGCCCUGCAACAACCACAGCUGCCCCCCUGAAUGGCUGGCCCUGGACUGGUCAGAGUGCACCCCCAGCUGUGGUCCUGGCUACAGGCACCGCGUGGUUUUGUGUAAGAGUGGGGAGAGUGGCGACACGCUGCCAGAGUCCAAGUGUCCAAAACAUGGCCGGCCCACCUCCAGGGUCCGCUGUAAUCUGCAGCGCUGCCCUCCCUCUCAGUGGGUGAUGGGUCCCUGGGGAGAGUGUUCUGCAAAGUGCGGUCUGGGUCAGGAAAUGCGCUCGGUGCAGUGUCUGACCCACACGGGACAGCCUUCCAACGAGUGUCUGGAUCAUCAGCGGCCUGUAGCCAUGCAGCAGUGCAAGAGUAAAUGUGACACCAGUCUGCCCGUCAGCACAGACAACCCUGAAGAGUGCAAAGAUGUGAACACUGUGGCCUACUGCCCCCUGGUGCUCAGGUUCAAGUUCUGCAGCCGGCCAUAUUUCAGACAAAUGUGCUGCAAGACGUGCCAGGGACACUGACACCAUGAGCAUCCGGCAUCCAUCUUUGGGUCCUGCACACUCACACAGUAAGCCUGAAACCCUCCCACUGAGCCUCAUAGCAGCACCCCUCACUCUGCCUCCGUCACAGGAGCGUGGGAUCUAACUGGGACGCCAUCACACGGACGCCCGGUCCUAUAUCUGGUCGGAGGAGCUGUUGUUCUCCAGCCAGGACCCAGAUCGGACACCUCUCCGCGCCGAGCUGAGUUCAUACAUUCCACUGGAGGGAAGGCUGUUGAGACCCGGAGAGGCAGAGAGACUGAGAGAUUACCUUUCCCCUCUCUCUCGCUCUGUCUCUCUGUCUCUCUAAACUUUCCCUUUAUUCUAAUAUUUUGGUGCUACUGUAUUUCUCUUCGGCCACAGGACUGGUUGCAGUACUCUUGAACCCCGCUUGUUUGUUUGAGUGCCCGAUAAGUUUAGCCUUAGCUCUUGAACCUCUAUGUUAGGCGGUGAUAUUUGCUUAGUUAAGAAUUGUUUUUCAAAAAUCCACUUUGUAAAGACAAUUAUUUUCCCGAACUUCCCUGCCCACAGAAAAGGAAUAUGGUUGCAGGUAGAUCAUCUGCGUCUAUGUUAUCAGAUAGCUUUUACUUGACCACAUCGUUUUUAUGUCGUUGCUUUGUUCCGUAUCGGCGUAUUCAUCGAGUCCUCGCUGUUAUUCAGCUGAAGUAUGAGCAGAGUCCGAUUUGCACAAAGAGUUCGAGGACUUUUGUAUUUCGUGUUCGUUUUCGUGUGAUUUGACUUGAUGUCUGUGUGGAGACUAUAAAUGUCUCGCUGCGGUGAACAUGCCACGGUCUUGCCAUGUCGGUUAGUUUGCUUAAACGUAAUCACCUCGGCUGUAAGACAUCGCUUCUCUCGACGGCGCUUGCUCGUGGGGACGUUUCAUCCACGAAGGAUCCAAAUGAAUGAAAAUCCACUCGCCUCAUCGGCGCCGUUUGUCUGUUUGCUCGUUUCGAUUUUUAAAGUGGAACGUCAGAGCGUGCGGCGUGUCACGGUGAGUCAGCGCUGCCUGUGGGAACAUGCACGGCGAGGAUGAGAUAAGACACCUGACCAGGUUUCCUUUCAGAGAGCGUUGUUAUUGCAGGGGUGCGCGAUUUACAGGCUGCCUUAAGUCUUCGUUCAGACUCCUGUGAGAACAACGCUGACAUCACAUAUUUCAGCUCAUCUGUAGUCACGUCGCCCUCGCAGUAGCUCUCUCUGUUCAACAGCUGAGAGUGCGCCAGCCACAAGCUUGCAUUGUCUUCCCCGUUGCAGUGCAGGAUGCAUGCAUCACCAAGUUUUAAUGAAAUCCAAAUGCAGUUUCAGCUGCUUAUAUAUUACAAAUCAUGCUGCCUACUGUGGCUCAGCAUGAUUCAUCAGAUCUGACGGCAUGAGCGUGACAUGUGAUGUGCUCUGAAAGCCCGCUGUGGUUCGACUCUUCGCAGAAGUCCCCGCUGGUCACAGCUGAAAGCAGCGCCACGUAACACUAAAUGUCAUCACAAUGAGAGGAAGCUGCAGCGCGUCUUUAAAUGUUCUUCCCUUUUUUUGUUUUCUCCUGUGGUGCUCUGGUUUUGAAUGGUGCUAUCACUUCACUGUUGUUGCCGGUUUAAACACUUAGAAUCCGUUUGAGCCUUUUGUAUUAAGUACCGACCUGCAGAGGUGGCCUGUGGCGUGCAGCUGCUUGGGGUCCUGCACCUGCCAGGCACUGUGUUCGGGUUCCUCUGUUCGAUUUUUCAUACAAACGCUGCUUUACUCGGGCUGCGGUCGAAUAGUCGGUCUUUCCUGGGAAAUCAGCCGCAAGCGUCUACGUAGCAGCCGUAAUAAGAGCUCCGGUGCGUCUUUAUUACCUCAUUUAGCAGAUGAGUCCUUUUUUUACGCAGCCGGGCAGAGCAGGUGACGUGCACUAGCACGAUAGACCCACCUGCCCAGCAUUAAGCAGCCCACUGUCAUGAAUCCUCCUCCACAUCUUUCCGUGACCUCAUCAUGCUUCCCAUCGAUGUCAGAAAAAAGUCAGCAGGGAGCAAAGACGUUUCCUUCUUCUUUUUCCUUUUUUUUUCUUCAGCUGUUCGACUGCAGCCUUCAGUAAAGUGCCUUCAAAUCCCAAAGUGCAGCUCGCCACAUUUGUGGAUCGUUUCAAAAAACAAAACAUCUUGAUAUUCAGAUAACUGACUUUUGGAGAUCUGUGCACAGCUUCUCAAACAUUACCCUGCUAAUCAUCAGUGCCGAGUACAGAAACACUAAGUAUAUUUAUAAGAAGUGCACUCGGGCAUAACCAGUAACAUUUGAGAGCGUAAUUGUUGCAGAGAACCCCGAUAAAGGCUCAUUUACACCUGGUAUCGACUCACUAUCGCGUCAACUGUGCACACGUGAUUGUGUCACACGGUGCAAACGCAGGUUAGCGUCACAGAUGUAGUUCACGUCUAAAUCGCUUUUAAUGAUCGAGCGCUGAAGCGAUGCUGUCACUGCUGUCACGCGUGCACGAGCCGACAGGGAGAGGAGGAGAGCCGGCAGACGUUGAACGUUUCCACUGUAUCGACAUCACUGAUACCAGGUGUGACUGAGGCGUCAGUCUCACUGUGGAGCUAUGUGGCCAAUAAUGAGAGUUCAAACUGAGUAGCAAACCCGACUUAUCUGAUCCAAGAGGAGGGACAGUUUCAGUAUUUGUUAUUCUGUUUUACACAUGCUAAUUAUAACAUGACAUGUACUGUAUAUUGUUUAAUACUAUAGAAGACAAAUCCAUUUGUCCCCCAUGUAAAUCUUUUGUCAAAGGAAAUAUUAAAAAUGAUUAAACGUGGUGCAAUGUUCAUUGUAAGGAUUUU